This is a messenger RNA of Ilex paraguariensis (yerba mate), 384 nucleotides long. The record is from the annotation of a GenBank genome assembly. Lineage: Eukaryota; Viridiplantae; Streptophyta; Magnoliopsida; Aquifoliales; Aquifoliaceae.
AUGCCUGGAAUGACAGGCUAUGAUUUGCUCAAGAAAAUAAAGGAAUCUUCAUCCCUUAGAAACAUACCAGUAGUGAUUAUGUCAUCUGAAAAUGUUCCUUCAAGGAUCAAUAGAUGUUUAGAAGAAGGAGCAGAAGAAUUUUUUCUCAAACCAGUGAGACUAUCAGAUGUCAAUAAGCUUAAACCCCAUAUGAUGAAAGCCAAAUUCAAAGAUCAUGAAAAGCCAGCAAAACAAGAAGAAGAAGCAUCAGAAACACCAGAGGUACAGCAAUCACAACCACCACAACCUCAAAGUAAUAAUAACAAGAGGAAGGCCAUGGAUGAAGGGCUUUCAUCAGAUAGAACAAGACCCAGAUACAGUGGCCUCACUGUGGUCUCUAAUUGA